AUGAAAAGUUCUUUGUGUGAUCCAAAACAAGGAAAAUUUCCUAAAAAUCCUAGAAAAGCUAAUGUCACUGAUUCAAAAAAUUCCAACAAAAAACAAUCGAUAUAUAAACUAUUAACUUACAUAUACAUCUUAAUAUAGCAUAUUUAAUUAUAUUCAUAAUUAUUAGGUAGUAUUCUCUUCUUGUAAAUAAACAAAGUUUGCUUCUCAACUAAGUGCCAUGACUACUCCUAGAACAUUUCUUUACUUUUUAAGCUGAAUAAAAAGUGUAUAUUAUCAUUUAAUUCUUUAGUUCUUCAUCUCUUUAAUUAAUUACUAUUGAAUUUUUAGAAUCUAAUUCUUUGUUCUUACCUCAUAUAGAUAAUUGCAAUCAAACUUUUUACAAGUCUAAUAAUGACAAAAUUUAUGAUCCUUACCAAUUUGAAAUCAAAAAAUCUUUUGGUUGUAAAACUUGUGAAGACACUAGUGAUUCUCAAAAAAUUCUCUCUCAAAAACCAGGUUUUUAUUAUAUUUAUACAUUCAGGAGCAUUUUGUGGAUAUGAAUGA
Molecule: messenger RNA, 543 nt
Organism: Paramecium sonneborni
Lineage: Eukaryota; Ciliophora; Oligohymenophorea; Peniculida; Parameciidae
Source: the annotation of a GenBank genome assembly